This is a messenger RNA of Metopolophium dirhodum (rose-grain aphid), 3697 nucleotides long. Its product is annotated as E3 ubiquitin-protein ligase RFWD3-like. Gene Ontology annotation, cellular component: nucleus. Lineage: Eukaryota; Metazoa; Arthropoda; Insecta; Hemiptera; Aphididae. Gene Ontology annotation, biological process: interstrand cross-link repair; protein ubiquitination. The transcript has 10 exons. The record is from RefSeq and is a predicted model, not a curated record. Gene Ontology annotation, molecular function: ubiquitin protein ligase activity; protein binding. The coding region runs from base 478 to 2493 and encodes 671 amino acids.
CGAUCAGCUUUUCCGGCUUCUGCGCAAUGCUCGAUUCUCAUUUUCAUUAUCAACAACGUUAUUAUUAUAUAUUCGUAUUUACUAUUUUGUUUUGGACAUCGAUCGGCACAAGUGUUGAACCACUACAGCGUCUAGCAGAGUAGCGCCACUCGCCCCCACUUGGGAGUCGACUGUCGAUAGCGUCUGACUACUGUUCGCGGUGAUCAUCUGAGUCGAGGCGUUCAUCUUUCAGUUUUUAUUGCUCUCUUUGCCGCCACCCGCAUCCUGCGUUCCUGUCAACUGCCGCCGAAACUGCUUUGCACAGUAACCUGUAGAGCGUCUUCUGCCGUCCGGACAAGCUGCGCCGUUGUUUUGCUUCUCGCCACUUCCACUCUCCAACGUACGAGUCAAUUCCAACCGGUGUGUGGUGGUGAUCAGGUGCUGGUCCUCUCUCCGCUUCUGCUUCGGAAAAUAAGUUGUCCGACAGGAGAUAAAAUUAUGGGUAGUCCAUCAAGAACAUGGGAACAUAGCGAAGACAUUAUGGAAGUAGAUAAUUUAUAUAGAGCUUUUUUAGCAAGGGAUGAUAUAGAUAUUUUAAAUGAUGUGCCAGAUAUAUUGGCUGCAGGUCUAAGAAUUACUUCACGAAUGUUUUCUCAACAAGAACCGUUAGAACCAGUACCACCAGCGAUUCCAAUUCCUCCAUAUAUGCACCAAAUUCCAAUGGAAGAAAUAAAUGUAGAAGAACCAGUUGAAGAAUAUGAAGUUGAUGAUGAUGAUGAUGAAGCUAGUGACCAAUUUUCAAUCAAUAUGGCAAAUAGAGCAACUCGGCGACGAGGUAUUUCAAAUAAUUCAGAUGAUUCUUUAGACGGAGAAGCGACAGAAUAUCCUGUAUACCUUCCAGCAGGAUCUCCAGUAGGAUUUCCUAUAGAAUCUCCAAUGGAUUCUCUAGCUACAUCUCCAGAAUCAUCUCUUGAAUCUUCUCCUGUGGGAUCUCGUGCUACAUCUCCAAUAAGAUGUCUACCAACAACUUCAGCAUCAUCUUUAAAACGUACUUUUGAAAAUCUUGAAAACGACAAUUCAAAGACAGAAGAUGAAGCUUUUUCCUGUUCAAUAUGUUUAGAUACUUUGACUAAUACUGGUAUGCAUAAACCGGCUUGUUUGAAAUGUGGUCAUAUUUUCGGAGAGAGUUGUUUACAGAGAUGGAUUAAGAUUGGAUGUAAUAGGGAUGCAAAAAGAUGUCCAACAUGUAACAGAAGAGCAAAUGUAAGAGAUAUUAGAGUUUUAUAUACAAAAAAUCUAGUAGCUGUGGAUACAGCUGAAGUAACUGCACUUGAACUUAAAGUGGAAAAAGAAAAUCGAGAGAAAAAUUUAAUGCAUUUGGAAGCAGAAAAGUGGAAAGUCAAAGCUACAUAUUUAGACAGCGAAGUGAAAAGAUUAAAAACUAUGGUGGAUAUAGAUCUAUUAAAUAAACAGGCAGCUGGUCCUACUUCAUUACGACAAUGUAUAAAAAAAAUUAGUAUGUGCAAGAACGUGGGCUGUAGGGUUAUGGCAUACAAUAAACAUACUAUGAUGUUGGUAGUGUCACAGCAUUCUGAAUCGUCAUUAUUCAAUAAUUCGCAUGUGAUCAGAAAAUUGAACGGAUCAAUACUGGAAGCUUCUAAAGAAUGUAUUUUUGCACACAAAAAGCAAAUUCGUGAUAUGGCUUUCCAUCCUCUUGAACAUAAUCUUUUGGCUUCUGUCAGCUUGGAUAAAUGUAUCAAUCUAACGGAUGUAAAUUGCAACCAGACUGUUUCUACUAUAGAUGUUAAUGAACCGUUGUGGUCAUGUUGUUGGGCUGGUGACAAUACCAACGUGUUGGUUGCUGGUGGUCAAAUGGGAUCCUUAUACUAUAUUGACCGCAGAUAUAUGAAAUUGUUCAAUGCUGAUCAGUCUCGAAAACUUGGUUGUGUUUCUCUGAUCCCCAUCUCGCCAUCAAAAUCUCGGGCGUUCAUUAAUGGUGGGUUCAUGAAGACCAGAAUGGACUUAUUGUCUAUGUUUGAACAAGUACCGGGAAAAGAAAUGCAUUCCUACACAGAGACUGGAUUGCCAUUGAAAGGGCUCUGGACUAAUACUUCUUUUGACUACAAUUCUAAUCUCAUUCUGUCAUCUGCCAAACCUUCUGGUCCCAACAAGUCUAUCAGACAUAUUGUGUCUAAAAUAGCAGAUUACGAUGCAGAAGGACCUGUAAUAACUCCAGUAGUCACUUUUUAUGGCGGAGAUAAGGCUACACAAUUGUCCCGCUCAUGUUUGGUGCCAACCACCGGUGCAUCAUACGAAGACACACUUGCUUGUAGUUUUGAUGAAAAGUCAAGAUCCGUCAAAAUAUUCAAUGUCAACCAGGGCAGCAAUAUUCACAAUUUCCAUGUUCAAGAUGACAUCUUUUUGGAUUUAUGUCCCUUAACCGGUAUGAUGAAUAGCGGUAGACGAGUAUUGGCUGGUUUGUCAGAAAAUGCUGUUAGUUUAUUCACUGUCUAGAAAAAAAAACAAAGAUAUAAUGUUUUUGUUUGUGUGUGCAUUUAUUACUUAUAAAUUUAAAUUAAACAUUUUUCCAUGAACAAAAUAAUUGUAAUGCAUUUUGUGCAUAUACAUUUGAUUAAACAUUGUGCUAUCCUAUAUUGAUAUAUUUUAAACUUAGUUACUUAGUAAGUCUGAUGUCUAUUGGCAUACAAUAUUAUAUGUUUGCUUUUAUAAAUAUUUUAUUGUUAUGAUUUAUUUGCUGUUUCAUUUUAAUUAUAUAAUUUACAUUAAAUUUUCAAAGCUAAUUUACACACAUAGUCUUAUGAAUUUUUGGCUGACAAAAAAUAAAAUAGAAAUGUAACAGAAUGUAAAAAUAUUAUCAAAUCAUGAUAAUAAUAUCACUAGAGUAUGGAUUUUACAGCACUUAAAAGCUAUAGAAAUAAACCUCUACAAACCCGUCAAUAAUAUAUUAUUUUAUUUAUUAUUCACUCACAAAUUGUCAAAAAACAAUGUAUAAUAAUAAUUAGGACUUUUAUUCACACAAAGCUGCUUGGUUUCAAUUUUAAUAAAAAAUUUAAAAAUAAAUAAAUUAGUAUGUAAAUUAACUUAAAGCUGUAUAAAGAGUGUAACAAAAAAAUUCAUGAUCCAAAAGCACUAAAUAAAAUUGUUAACAUUUGUUCCAUGUUACAUGAAUCAUAUUUAAAACUGACAAAACUUUGUUUUGAACCAGUUAAAAAAAGUAAACCCAUCAAAAUCCAUACUCUAAACUUAAAUAUUUGUGUAAUAUUAUACUUAUAUCAUUUUAAGAAUAAAUAAUUUUUACGAUUUCAUAAUGUUGUUACGGGAUCACAAAUUCAUAGAAGUUAUACGUCUAUACCAUAUAUCUAUAAACUAAUGGAUAGCGCAUGGAGAGACAAAUCACCAGACGGGAUUGUUGAUAGAGAAAUAGAGGUUUUGGGCCGCUACAGUGUUCCAAAACAUAGCCCAAAACAUGUUUUUUCUCUUUCAUAUGCUUAUAUGUUAUGUUCUCUCUCUCAGUUAUGUCUUCUGGAUUAACCAAGAGCAGGGCGGUGUGGAAAACACUGUAUUAGUUUAUAGGUCUAUGGUAUUUACUAAUAUGAUUAAUGAAUAGCAUCCCAGGGUUAUUGUCAAAAGAGUAACAACUGUAAAAUAAUUUGAAAUCAAUUUAUUAUAAUAAUAUACUUAUAUUAUACCAUAUAAA